AUGGGUUUUGAGAUCUCGAUUCCUAGAUCGAAUCCCAGGUUUAGAUUCUCCUUAGCCAGUCAAGCAGACGACUUGCAGCUAUACUUCCCCCAAAGCACGCCAGAGUCAAGCUGGGAGGAAGGGAAUGAGUUGCAAGAGAGGAAGGUGGCCUGGCUUCGACGUGGUUUUGGAGAAGCAGCGGCGGGGCAGCGGGUGGCAUUUGUGGAGGAUUAUGAAUUUGAUGAGCCCAACCAGCCCAUGCGCGACGAUCCGCCCCGCCGAUCUGCUCAGGUGUCCAGGCCAAACCCUAUGUAUCAUUGA
Messenger RNA from Linum trigynum, 300 nucleotides. NCBI's taxonomy places the organism in Eukaryota, Viridiplantae, Streptophyta, Magnoliopsida, Malpighiales, Linaceae. The record is from the annotation of a GenBank genome assembly.